UGCGACUGACAGUAGUAAAUCGUCUCGAAAGCUACAACCUAAAACCCUCAUCGGCACGUAUAUCUGAAAACUGCAUUCCUUUCUCAAUGGCAAAGAAUAACAACUCAUUGAAAUCGACAGCAGUGGUAUUCGGAGCCCUAGCUUUUGGAUGGCUGGCAAUAGAGCUUGCUUUCAAACCAUGGCUUGAAAAAGCCCGAGCCGCCAUCGACAAGUCUGACCCUACUCGUGAUCCCGAUGAUGAUGAUGAAGCCGCCGAUCAAACUUCAGAAGCCGCCAAGUCUCAAGUCGAUGUUGAUCCUCCCGAGAAAAACAACUGAUUUCAGAGUUCCGUUUAAUUUUUGGGAUGUAAAACCCCCAAUAUAUAUGCUUUAAUUUAACUUGAUAAUAAUAAUAAAAAAAAUUAGUUGGAAUAUUUUGAAUAUGGUGACUUGUUCAUUUCUGUUUUUCUUCAGUAUGUGUUGCUAGAAGUUUAACUCGGUUCAAGUGGGAAUUUCACCUACCUUGCUACUGUAGAUUGGAUUUUGAUUAGAGAACAUGUCACUAGACUAUCUAUAGCGGAGUAUAAGCUUUUGAAAUA
This is a messenger RNA of Lycium barbarum (goji berry), 577 nucleotides long. Its product is annotated as outer envelope membrane protein 7-like. The transcript has a single exon. The record is from RefSeq and is a predicted model, not a curated record. The coding region runs from base 87 to 317 and encodes 76 amino acids. Gene Ontology annotation, cellular component: chloroplast outer membrane. Lineage: Eukaryota; Viridiplantae; Streptophyta; Magnoliopsida; Solanales; Solanaceae.